Nothobranchius furzeri (turquoise killifish) is the source of this 1810-nucleotide messenger RNA. RefSeq lists its product as uncharacterized. Lineage: Eukaryota; Metazoa; Chordata; Actinopteri; Cyprinodontiformes; Nothobranchiidae. The record is from RefSeq and is a predicted model, not a curated record.
AGAACUGCUGUCAGGGUAUGUCUCAAUGUGUUAGAAACUUCAUCCAGAAGACAUCUUUUGAAAGAAGGAUGAGUCUCCUGUCAUUGCUGGUUUUCUGUUUCAUGCUUUUCUCAGGGACAGCUGCUGGACUUUAUUCUGCUGAUCCGUCUCUGGUGGUUUCCACUGAAGGACAAAGUAUCUGUUUGCCAUGUGGCGUACCUUCUGAGUCGUGUUCCUCGAUAAACUGGACGAUGGCAGAAAUGAUUCCAGGCUGGUUUUCUGAUGUGGUGAUGGAUGGAAGGGUGACAUCUGCAGAUGCCAGGUAUCAUCUGUUGAAGGACUGUUCCUUGGAAAUCGCUCAAGUCAAACCUGAUGAUGCCCACAUGUACACCUGUCAAAGCGGAUCACUUAAUUCAAGUGUUUCACUUCAGAUCCUUGAAGUUAUUGAGAGCCAAACUCCUGCAGAGGGCACAAUAGAGCUUCACUGUUAUCUGAACACAUUUAAAGGAUACGUGCCUUGCAGCAGAAACUCAGACAUCCACAUCAGAUGGACUGACCAGAAUGAUGAACCACUAAAUGGUCAAAGAUUUAGAUCUGAGACUCUAUCUGCUUGCUUCUCUAAACUUUUCAUCACCAAAAAACUGACGGACCAUCAUAGAACGUGGAAAUGUCACGUCCUACAGAACAACCAGAUUAAAGCCUCCGUCAGUUAUGAGACUACAGUAGAAGGUGGCCUGGAGGAAGUGUUUGCUGCUGUGGGUGAGUCAGUGUCACUCACUUGCACUUCCUCUCUCAGUUCUGGAGGCAACACAGAGUGGACUGUGAACAAAACACCACUGAGAAACAUGUCAUCUGAAACCAGCCCAACAAAAGCAUUUCACCUGGAUGAAGACUCAUCGUUGGUGAUCAGUAAACUGAGUCCUCUGAAUGCAGGAGAAUAUCAGUGUACUGAGUCCACCGGCCUGCAAAGAGUCCUCAACAAAAUCAGGCUGCACACACUCGAUGUUAGGGCAGAGUCCGGGUCAGCGGGAGUGAAGCUCACCUGUGUGCUAACUUGUGCUGAACAAUGUGAAGAAAACUUUAACCUAAGCUGGUCUGGAACCAGUCGAGAAGGUUGGCAGAGCAGAUCAACGACUGUCAAUAAAACACUGAUCAGCAUGAUGCUUCUCACAGUUUGGCCUGAAAGCUCAGAUGAAUUCAUUUGUUCAGUGAAGAGAGAAGGUUCAACCAUGGCCCUGAAGGAGUGGCACGCUGAUUUCUCUCUGCAGAAACUCGCCUGGUUGGGUCUCAUCAGCCUCCUCAUAUGUGCAGCUGCAGGAGGAUGUUACAUGUACAGGAAGUGGAAGCAAAACAAGGAUGCAGCUAAUGAACAUCCUGGAAUUGGAAUGACUCAGGUUUAUGAUGUCAUUCAGGAUGUGGAAGUAAAAGAGCAAAGACCUUUCAAGAGAGAAGCCCCCACCACUGAUGAUGGUUUCUAUGAUUUAUUACAGGCUGUCAGUUAAGGUGAAGUAAACUGUUUGUUCAGAAAACAACAUUUGUUUUUACUCACAAAAUCAUUUACAAAAUGUUUCUUACUAGAAAAUGUUAAUCGUGUUUAUAAAUCCUCUACAUCUGUCAUCAAACUGAAAAAUGUUUAGUAGAAAUCAACAACAAGCAAUGCAAUCUGAGUUUCAUUAGAAUAACGAGAAGUUUCAACAACCAGGAUGCAACACUGAUCAGAGGAUUCAGACCAGACGGCAAAACAAGAGAAGCUCUUCGUGUUUUCCAUGAGCAGGUUGAAAACAAUUAAGUUUGAACUGAAAUAAAGAAUAAAAUAUAGUAAAUAAAACAA